Zootoca vivipara (common lizard) is the source of this 615-nucleotide messenger RNA. Lineage: Eukaryota; Metazoa; Chordata; Lepidosauria; Squamata; Lacertidae. The record is from RefSeq and is a predicted model, not a curated record.
AUGCCCCAAAUGCUGGAUUUGAUCCCCUGUCCUCAAGAUGCUCAUCCUGUCUACGCCUCUCCGGCGGUCCUCCUCCCCCUGGAGCCCAGAAAAGUCAUGCUGUCUGGAGUGAAGCAUCACAUCUAUCACCCCCGCUUGCCAACAUUAAGGCAGAUGGAUAUGGACACCCAAGCCUUCAAGCUCACAGACGAGCAUUGCAGGACAACCACCACUUGCUGCAAAGAUGAUUUUGAAAAUGCAACGUUCACCUUGGCUGGAGCGCCCGUCCAGCGCCUCCCAUCCCUGGGUAUGACAGAGCUGGGCAGGUCAUUGACCCAAAAGUACCGAGCAGGGAAGAUGACGCCUUUCUUGCCCAGCACCAACCAGGAGGAAUGGCCCAGCUACACCAGGGCUAUGGACGACUGGUCUCGCUUCGUCUCCAGCGCAGGAGAGUUCAAGGUGCCCAACUUUAGCAAAAAAGUUCUUGGUUUCAGCUGUUAUGCCGUGAGGUACUUAAAACCCGACGUCACGCAGACCUGGCGGCAAUACCUACAGGAGCUUUGGAUCAGCACACAGGUUGGCCUGCAAAGGAGAAGGAAAGGGACCCACAUGGCCCAGUCGCUUGCCGUAGCCUAA